Messenger RNA from Lytechinus pictus (painted urchin), 3894 nucleotides. Its product is annotated as solute carrier family 4 member 11-like. Gene Ontology annotation, cellular component: plasma membrane; basolateral plasma membrane. NCBI's taxonomy places the organism in Eukaryota, Metazoa, Echinodermata, Echinoidea, Temnopleuroida, Toxopneustidae. The coding region runs from base 1 to 2223 and encodes 740 amino acids. Gene Ontology annotation, biological process: transmembrane transport; monoatomic ion homeostasis; monoatomic anion transport. The record is from RefSeq and is a predicted model, not a curated record. The transcript has 16 exons. Gene Ontology annotation, molecular function: solute:inorganic anion antiporter activity.
AUGGCAAUGUUUCACGUACUUGCAAAGACCGUGCAGGGCACCAGUACAAGUGAAGGUGGUGGCUUUGACUAUGAUCAGUCAUGGAUAUGCGCAUUAUGCUCCUUGCCAUCGUUGCAAAGACGCAAGGUGGCCAUUGCAAGGCUGAAGCACCCUGCCAACUUGGGACGUACGAGCCAAGAGAUCCGUUUCUUCAUCCUAGUCCUGGCCCCCAUGAGGGAGAAGGGGACCAAGAAUGCCCUCGAGACAGCAAGGACGUUUGCAACACUCCUGGCUGACAUUGAGUGCAGGCAGAAGCUACUGGAAGUCAGAACAGCUGUCGAGGAUUGCAUGUCUUCUUCAUCUUCAAAGACUGACUCUAGGCAGACAGAUAGUCUCUCUGUUCCUUCUAAUCCUUCCGUACCAGAGACUGACAUUGAAGCAGAGGAAGAAUUUAAACAGAUGCUUCAUCAGCAUGCCAAAGAUCUUGCCAUCCAGCAGAGCUACCCACCAAGACACUCACGUACCUCCAGGCCUAGCGUAGGACCCUUCGACAAUUUCAAUGAAGGCGGUAGCAGUCACAAAUGUUGUAUAGGGCAGGGCCUGACGUCGGACCUGAAGAGGAGGCUCCCUCAUUACUGGAGUGACUUUCGUGAUGGGGUCAUAGGUCAUAAGACGUUACAGAAGGUCAUAUCCACGACAUUGUUCCUUUACUUUGCCUGUAUCCUUCCAUCCAUAGCAUUCGGAGUACUCAACGACAAGAACACCCAUGGUUUGAUCGAUGUGAAAAAGGUGAUCAUCUCACAGACGAUGUGUGGCAUCUUCUUCUCAUUGUUUGGAGGCCAGCCCCUUAUAGUGAUGCUGACUACCGCUCCGCUUGCCCUUUACAUCAAGAUACUGUAUACGAUAUGCGAGGACCUGGAACUCGAUUUCUAUUCCAUGUAUGCCUUGGUUGGGAUCUGGAACUCAGUGUUUCUCCUCAUAUACUCUUUCACCGAUGCAAGCAAGCUUAUGAAGUGGUCUACAAGAUCGACAGAGGAGAUUUUCUCUCUUUUUGUAUCAAUAGCAUUUUGUGUAGAUGCUUUCAAAGAUUUGGCUGCUGAAUUUGACAAACAUUACCAUGCAAGCGAGUGCACAGGUGUUCCCGCCGCCGGUGGCCUCCUCAUCUCAACCCAACCGUCCAUGACAACCCUCAAUGAUAGCAAUACCGACCCCACCACUACACUCUUCAGCAAUAUCUCAAGCCAAAUCUCCACUACCCUCGCCUCAUCUUCCACUCCGGAGUGCCACAGGGAUUCCAGUAUCCUCUAUCUGCUUCUAAUGCUUGGCACACUGUGGCUUGGUGUAACGCUUUAUAACUUCACAAAGAGUCCGUUUCUUGAUGCAAGCAAGCGAGAGGCUCUAGCAGAUUACGCCCUUCCAGUGGCUGUUCUUAUCAUGUCCUUUGUCGGCUCCUACGUCUUCAGGGGAACUGAAGCGGAUAUCUUCAGUUAUAAUGAUGGUGAAGCCCUCAACGUGACCAAGUUUGAAGGUAUCUCUAUUGGUAUGGUGGCCGGCUCCAUGGGACUAGGAUUCUGUCUCUCUCUCCUCUUUUUCAUGGAUCAAAACAUAUCUAGCGCCCUGGUUAACAACCCAGCUAACAAAUUGAAGAAGGGGACAGCGUACCAUCUGGACCUGUUUGUGGUAGCCAUCAUGAAUUGUUUUGUAUCAAUCGUUGGUCUACCAUGGGUCCAUGCGGCUCUGCCUCACUCUCCACUCCAUGUGAGGGCGCUAGCAGAUGUAGAGGAGAGAGUAGACCAGGGACACGUCUAUCACAUUGUGGUGAGAGUGAGAGAGACCCGUUUAACAACGCUCUUCUCACACAUCAUGAUAGGUCUAUCCAUCAUGAUGUUACCCACCCCGCUUCAGUACAUCCCCAAGGCUGUCCUCUACGGUCUAUUCCUCUAUAUUGCGUAUACCGCCCUCGAUGGCAACCAGCUCUUUGAACGCAUCGUUCUGCUCAUCACGGAACAGGCUGCGUACCCUCCCAACCACUAUGUGAGAAGAGUACCUCAGCGUAAGAUGCAUCUCUUCACGGCUGUUCAACUCUUACAGCUUGGUAUCCUAUGUGGGUUUGGCUUCUCUCCGUGGCCCUACCUCAAAAUGGUCUUCCCUCUCCUUAUUCUCACCUUUCUACCUAUUAGGCACAAGUUAGUACCAUUCCUUAUCGACCUCAAAUUCCUGGAUGCUCUGGAUCGAAGCCACUAGGACGGUCAAGCGUCAGAAAGGCCACUCGUCUCUAUCGCCGAUGGUGACAACAACGACUACAUCCAAGCUCCAUGUGUGACCAUUGCUCGUUAUUUCUUAAGCAUUAUUCAUGAUUACUCAUGCAUUAUUCAUGAUUAUUCGUGCGUUAUUCAUGAUCAUUCAUGCAUUAUUCAUGAUCAUCACCUCGGUCUCCUCUAGAGACGGGUGGGCAAGAAGUCAACGUGCAACACCUUAUGAUCGUAGUUUCUUAGACAACCCUUCCUGUGUACCUAUCUGUACAAUCACUUGUCUGUCUGUCUGUCUGUUUGUAUGCUGUUUACUGUACAUGAAGCACAAUCUUUCUUCUGGGUAGGUCAGCCCUGAAGAGCAGCUUCAGGCUGUUUCGAGCCAGAACGCUAUACCGAGAUCUCCAAGAUCACAUUGGUUUUGCAGCUGAAUAGAGUUGAUUAAUUGAUUAUAAUAUAUAGCAUUUAUAUAAUGUCUAUCUAGUUAUCAAUUUGUAGGGGGCGCACUGUGUAUUACUCAGGCUAAACCCCCACCCACCCCCCCCCCCAUUCUGCUACUGUUGCCAGCAUUUGGUGCAUUUUAAAGAUUAAUCCAGUUGGGUAUGCUUUCACCUCACCUGUGUUGAGAUCAGCAGUGUGGAUGAAUACCUUGUUGAAGCAUACUAGACCCUAGGUGUGGAUUUUUUGUGAUGAAUAUACCAUCCAAUGACUUUUGUCUUAAUGAAAAUUUAUCGAAUAAUUCUUGGUAGAACCCUUCUUCCACAUUUUGAAUUGAAAUAAAAGUAGUAGUAGUCCAAUUUUGUCCCAGUUGAAAAGGGGUCGCUAGAAUCACCCCACACUCAUGGCAGUCACCAUUAACCCCUUCCCCGCCCCCUUCACUUUGUAUGAUUCAGUGCAUCCUCCAACCUUGACCAAACCCUCGUACUUUCCUCCCCAUUCACUUGCCUCUUCCAUUGUCUUCUUUAGCCAUCCCCUCCUUGAAUCACCAACCUCGAGCCCUUCUUCAUACAUGCCCGCCAUCUCUCCUCCGCAUAUGCCCAUACCAUAUGCCUUUGUGCAUAAAGCGUCGAUCUCCGGCAUAUUUACACAAUCAUUGUAUUGUUUGCACUUGGCCAUCUGUUAGAUGAAUUGAAUGAAAGAUGAAUGAAUUUGAUUAAUAUUCUAUUUCCAUCUAUAUGAUUUUAAACUAAUUGGAAGGUUUUUGACUCUAUAGCAUAUUCUUGAAUGAGUAAUAAGCCACAUAUUGAAAAGGCUUUCCUCAUUAUUAAGAACAAGAGGAUAAUGCAUAAGUGUAAUCGUGUUGAUAAAGUUGAUAUAUGUUGCAAAUGUUCAUAACAUUUCCCAUGUAAUGCCUGGUGGUAUACAAAAAAGUUGUAAAUAUUUUGUUGUUCAUUUCAAUGAUCACUGACAUGAUAUGUACCUUGUUCUAUGCAGGAAUUUUUUGUAGAAUUCCCAUGAAUAUGUACAUAUGUUAUUAAAAAUAUAGAGUUCAAACAUAUUUUUGCUCUUCUUUGCUGUAUGCUUGAAAAUACGGGUGAAGCAUUGGCAUAUGAAUGAAUAAAUGUACUAUCAACGAGGCUAAAGAUAUUAUUCAUUGCGGAUAAUGAUACUUGCUUCUAUUCCUAUUUGUCUCACAAUGGCUGGUCAACAAGGAAAUGAAAAUCAC